Balaenoptera ricei (Rice's whale) is the source of this 1707-nucleotide messenger RNA. RefSeq names its product zinc finger protein 575 (gene ZNF575). The coding region runs from base 897 to 1640 and encodes 247 amino acids. NCBI's taxonomy places the organism in Eukaryota, Metazoa, Chordata, Mammalia, Artiodactyla, Balaenopteridae. The transcript is spliced from 4 exons. The record is from RefSeq and is a predicted model, not a curated record.
CAGGAGCUCCAGCGGGGAACAAGGGGUCCCGGGCACCUGGAGCCCGCCGCCCUCCCGGCCCCAGGGCCGUAGCAUUGGGGUGGGAGGGGCGGAGAAUCCUGAAUCACCCAGCGGCGAAGAGUGCCGGGCGCUGUGCAAAUAACGUGACUUUUACUGGGCAUCAGCUCGCUCUGAACCCGUCCCGCUCCCUUCCGCUCUCGAGGAAAUAGCUAGCCUUUACUUGCCAGUGCCUUGAGGGGUAGAAUAGGCAGCGGGCUCUUGAAACUGAUUCGGGAGACGGAACUCAAGCCCCGAGCGGAAUUCUCGAAAAGAACGGGGACAUACAAAAGGGAAGUUAUCUCAGAGAUCUCUUGAGUUAGGUUUCCCCGUGUUAGCUCCUGCACGUGCUUGACCCCAGUCAGCCACCGUAGGCCCUGCAAGCCUCGGCACACUUUCCUCUGGUCCCUCGGCCUGUAGCUCUGCGCUUUGCUCACCAAUUGGCUUGCCUUGCGCACCCACCCCCUCAUUCCAUGCCAUCUCCCCCGCUGCAGCCUCCGCGGGCCGCGACUGCGCAUGCGAACUAACGCCCCACCGGCCCGGCGGAGGAGGAGGGAAUGGAAAUGAGGCUGGGCCCAGCAGCUAGCGCGCGCUCCCUCGCCUGCCCUCCCGUCGCAGGGCGCGCGCCGGGCGGUGCAGAGUCCGAAGGCAGCGCCGCAGUGGCCGCGGCCCCCGAGGGAGGGGCGCGGAGCCCCGCCCCCAGGGAGGGGCCGCCCGCAGGUCUCCCCUCUACCCUCCACGGCUCCAACUCCACGCAGGGGUUGAAAUGUAGUGACAAGAAGAAGGCAGUUCACGCGGCGUCAAUGGACUGAGACUAAGCCAAGAGCCGGGCCCUCCCUCUAGGUUUCUGGGUCGGCAAGAUGCUGGAGCGAGAUGCUGAGUCUGCAUCGGCCCGGGGCACCGAUCCUAGUCCCACUGGCAAGGAGCCUGUGAGCAAAGGAGAAGCUCCCUACCAGGGCUCGCCGCAGAAGCCCAGCCAGUCGGUUCCAGGGCCCGCCACGUCCGCGGGGGCGCCUUCCCGACCCCGCCGGCGGCCCCCGCCCCAGCGCCCGCACCGCUGCCCCGACUGUGACAAGGCCUUCUCGUACCCGUCCAAGCUGGCCACGCACCGGUUGGCACACGGCGGCGCCCGCCCCCACCCGUGCCCCGACUGCCCCAAGGCCUUCUCCUACCCCUCCAAGCUGGCAGCCCACCGCCUCACGCACAGCGGCGCCCGUCCGCACCCGUGCCCGCACUGCCCAAAGGCCUUCGGCCACCGCUCCAAGCUGGCAGCCCAUCUCUGGACCCACGCGCCCGCCCGCCCCUACCCGUGCCCCGACUGCCCCAAGUCCUUCUGCUACCCCUCCAAGCUGGCGGCCCACCGCCAUACGCACCAUGCCACCGACGCCCGCCCCUAUCCUUGCCCGCACUGCCCCAAGGCUUUUUCAUUCCCCUCCAAACUGGCCGCCCAUCGCCUAUGUCACGACCUCCCGACGGCACCGGGCAGCCAGGGCACCGCCCGGCAUCGCUGCUCCAGCUGCGGCCAGGCGUUUGGCCAGAGACGCCUCCUACUCCUUCACCAACACAGCCACCACCAGGCCGAGAGCCCGGGGGAGUGGGAGUGAACGCUCCCCUUGGCUCACUGGCUCCUUAUGCUGCCAGCCCCAGUCAAUAAAGAGGUGGCAUCUCUAA